This is a messenger RNA of Daldinia loculata, 852 nucleotides long. RefSeq lists its product as uncharacterized. The coding region runs from base 1 to 852 and encodes 283 amino acids. The record is from RefSeq and is a predicted model, not a curated record. The transcript has 5 exons. Lineage: Eukaryota; Fungi; Ascomycota; Sordariomycetes; Xylariales; Hypoxylaceae.
AUGGUGAUUCUCGUCACCCUCAAUGGGAGAAACCCCUUUAAACCUGGGGCUAUAUCUAAAGAGGAAUUCUAUAACAUAGAAGUUGCAAUAUACGUAUUAGUUGCUCAAUUCUGCCUUCAGCAGCUAUUCGCCAAAUUCAGCCUCCUAUUCCUGUACUAUCGCUUCUUCUCUCGUCGGCGAUCAUUUGUCAUCUGGGUCUGGAUCGUCGGUACUAUUCAAUUGCUCUGGUCUAUCGCAACAUACCUAGUCCACUAUUUUGUUUGCAUACCCCCGAAGAAGGCAUGGACUCCGACAGCUCCAGGCCACUGCAUCAAUAAUCCGGCAUUUCUCGCUGGCGGAGAGAGCAUUAACUCGCUACUUGACUUUGGUCUGGUCGGUAUGGCUAUUUGGAUGGUUCAAGCUUUGCAUAUGAAGACAGUAGUCAAGAUACAGCUGUGCUUCUUAUUCGCGUUAGGGGGGCUGGCUGGAGUUUUCGGUUUCGUCAAGAUUGCCCAGGCCUUUGGCAACAGCUAUGUGAAUAAUAUCCUCGACGCAAUAUGGGCAACUAUCCAGCAAGCAUGCGGUGUCAUCUGCUGUUGCGCACCUAUGUGUAGAUCCCUUCUUCCCAGACUUAGUCUAUACGAAAGAUUUAGGAUACUCAGUACCCGGGUGUUCAGCACUAGGACCGAAGACCAUCAAAGACCUAGUCAGACGUCGAACCUGAACGAAACCCCAGAAAAGGGGGCCGGUGAGAAUUGGCGCCCUACGGAAAGCUGGAUCCGACUUGAGAGUAACGAUCAAUCAAGCACUCGCGAACUGGCCGUGAUGGAAACGCCGCACGAACCUCCGCCUACGUAUAUCUCGCACGUCUAA